This is a messenger RNA of Purpureocillium takamizusanense, 2118 nucleotides long. RefSeq lists its product as uncharacterized. NCBI's taxonomy places the organism in Eukaryota, Fungi, Ascomycota, Sordariomycetes, Hypocreales, Ophiocordycipitaceae. Bases 1260 to 1844 code for a protein of 194 amino acids. The record is from RefSeq and is a predicted model, not a curated record. The transcript has 4 exons.
GAUCGAGUCCCCUCCCCCGUCACCUAGGGAUGCAGACAGAAGGUACAGCAAGGUAGCCAAGGUACCUUAUCUGCGCACUGCGCCGGAGGCGAGAAAGCUUCACCGUUGAGCUCAGAAACAACCCCAGUCGACGACAACCGCAGACAUCCGCCCCCCAUUCAGCCAAAAAGGCGCGCGCACCCCAAUGCGGCCCUGGCCACAUCACCGCUGCUGGCCCUUGUCAACGACUCGCCCAAAGCGCUUGCAUGUUCUUUGCGGAUCGGUUCGGGGCGCCAUGUCAGCCACUGAAGGUUGAGAGGAGGGGGGGGGGGCAAAAACCCUUCGAGCGUUGCUGGAAUCAGCCUCCGCAUUGACACAGGGUGGUGGUGUGCUGAGACUCGGAGUGCAGCUCGGCUCGAGGGUGCGCCUGUCACGAAAGAUUCGUGCCCAUGAGGCGGCUCGCGACGCGACGGACUUUGCUGCGUCGCGCUGUCAGUGAUGGAUGGGUCCAUUCGAAUGGUAGCGGAGUGGAUUCAUUAGUUAGGGAGGAGGGCCUUUCGCACACGCACUGAUCGCGAUAAUAAGCUGGAUAGGUUUCGUACUACCUUCGUAUGUCUUGUCGAUGGCGUGGGGGCGAGACGGGCUGAUUGCAAACUGGGUUAUGCUUCGUCCGUACGUGCUCGCAGGCCACGAGGACAGGGUUCGCCCCUGUCUUGCUUCAGCAGAGCAGCCGCCAAUGCGAAGGCAGUGUUCUAGGCGGCCGCAUCAGCCUGUCUCGGCCAAAAAGGGUCCAAUUGUCGCAGUGCAAGACCACGGACGCCCGAGCUGGUGGCCGCGAGCCGGGGAUACCUGACAGCCGCGCUCAUCGUCACGGGCGCUUUUUCCGCUGACGACGUCUUUCGAAAGCUCCAGACCCAGAUUGCGUAUCUGGGAGGGAGAGGCUGGCGAUCAUUGCUCGUGACAUUUUUCGUCUCAAGUGUGCUGCCGCCUAAUCUGAACACCCUCCCCCCUCCGAUGCAUGGCAGUGCUACCGAGAGCGUGACAGCUGGGCUGUCUCAUCGUGAGCAUGUCACAGAGCUGAGGCUGCACAUUGCGCCAGGACAUGGCCAUGCGCUCUGAUGGACGUUUCGCAUGUUGAAGCCCAGGAGAUCCAUCCGAUUUACCAGAAUGCUUGCUUCUGGUGGCGUUGCUGGUGACUGACAUUUCUCGUCGUUGAGUCUUUACAUUGGCGUAAACCCACAGUAGGGCCGAUGAACUUGUCAGGGCAUGGGUGACAUGACAUGGCUGCGGGCAAUCUGCAUGCCGCCAAUGCGCGCUUUCGCAAGACCACACAAUGCGACGAACCGAACAAGAUUCGAAAUCAGUGCUUCAGCAUAGGGGGAGAGCAGCAGCCAAGACCAAGACGGAGCCUCCUCCCCAGUUCUCCUCAGCUUCGUCCCAAAUCAACACUGCCAACAAAUGAAGAUGGAUCGGGGUCGUUUCCCGGCUUGCGAUGCAACUUAUUAUCGAUUCACCACGUACUAAAAGGUACGCUUGGCACCCUCUGGACGCCCGAGUCCAGACAUAGCGAGGAAUCAACGAGUCAGGUCACCCGCGGGCAGAAAGAAAGUUCAGCUCCGAACCCUUCACCGAUAUGGCGCUUGCCAUGCGCUCUACCUAUGAGAGCCCCAGCAUUGAUCCCUCAUUCCACAAAUCAAGCACCAGGUACUAACGUUAGUCAGUCGCAUCCAGCUCGAAUAUCAGGUGAACCCGGUGCACGGCACGGUGAGACGGACGGCUCCGACGCCUCGUGGGCGGGCCGCUGGCCCCUGAGUCUCUGGCAUCUCGCCCACCAGUCACGUUUAAUUAUCAACGCUCUUGCCUGAGCAUCUGGUUCGUGUGGCUGCAGCACCUGCGGACCAACCCCCCGUACCGGGCCUCGAGGAGCAUGGCAUGGCAAUGACGGUCUACACGAUUCGUGCGCGGCGGGCCACUCCGCGGCCCGGUGUGGGCGUGGCUGCGAGGGGCGACGAUGACACCCGGUGCCGAGCGCAGUUGGAGCACGUCGACACGGUAUGACCUGCCUGUCGACGGUAGGUACGCGGCGUCGAACGACAGGCCAGCAACGGCCCCCUACCUGAGUCCCGGGAUCCUUUUGGG